Molecule: messenger RNA, 2943 nt
Organism: Brassica oleracea var. oleracea
Lineage: Eukaryota; Viridiplantae; Streptophyta; Magnoliopsida; Brassicales; Brassicaceae
Exons: 9
Coding region: 147-2774 (875 amino acids)
Molecular function (GO): protein binding
Source: RefSeq, a predicted model, not a curated record
GUUUCUUCUCCUCUAUUCGAAACCCUAGAGCGCUGCGGUUUCUGAAAUUAGGGUUUAAGAGUCGAAUCACUUAGCAACGAUCUCACUCACGCGGAUCGCAAUUCGUUUUGAUAGAUACUCAUAUCGAUCCUUUCCUUUGAUCGGUGAUGGUGUCUGAGUCCAGAACCGGCGGUAAUCGGGCGACGGGGCCCGACGACGACGAGGAAGAGAGAAAGGUGAUUGAAUCGAUUAAAGAAAUCGUGGGCAACCACUCUGACGCCGAUAUCUACGCCGCCUUAAAAGAAUCUGACAUGAACGCCGACGAGGCUGUUCAGAAGCUGAUUCAUCAAGAUCCAUUCCACGAGGUGAAGAGAAGAAAAGACAGGAAGAAAGAGGAUGCAGUACUGGUUGAGCCUGCCAACGUAAAGAAACCUCUUGAAAGUGCUACCAGUGAAGUAAAAGUUCGUACACAGCCUGAACAUAAUGUUCGGAGAGGAGGAUACAAUAGGAAUAUCUUCCCUAGGAACGCUGCUCCACAAAAUGCGUUUCCUAGGAAACCUCUUGAAAGUGCUACGAGUGAAGUGAAAGUUCGUACACAGUCUGAACAUAAUGUUCGAAGAGGAGGCUACAGUAGGAAUGUCUUCUCUAAGAACGCUGCUCCGCGAAAUGCAUUUGCGAGAAAUCCUGCUACUGGAUCCAAGAGAGAGUUCCGCGUUGUUAGAGACAACAGGUCUAAUCCAAAUGCUGAUGAAGAGUUGAAGCAUUCUACCGCUCAGUCUCCUGCAUCAAAUAUCAGCAAAGUAGCGACCACUGAGAACAAAAAAGGGUCAACAGGUGGUUUAGGCAAUCAUCACUCUUCUGGGGCUCAAGGUUUUACCGAAGAUUGUAAAGCAGCAGCAGAUGUCAGGCCCAGAGAUUCUGAAAUUGCUCCAUUACACCAUCCUACCAGAAAAGAAGUCUCUGAUGGAAAGGAGACAUCCCGUGGUGCUACUUUGCCAUCAACCAAUUCAGUUUCGUCUUCCACAGAUCCAGUUCAUGUACCGUCUCCUGUUUCUAGAUCAUCACCUGUGGGAGCUAUUAAACGUGAAGUCAGAGGUGGAGGCUUUGGUGGAAAACCUUCUGAAGUUAUUGUUAAAGAUCCAUCUGCUGGUGCUCUGUCAAAAAUUGGGACUCCAAAUGCAUAUCGACCAUCUUCCCCAAAUUCAAAGAAGGAUCAAGUCAGCCAAACUACUCCACGAGAGUCUGUUUUGCCCAGCGGUGUGGAAAAGCAUAGGCCUCUUCUGAACAGGCAGCGUGGGAACAGAGGAAGCCAAUAUGCUAGGACACAACAAGUUGGUGGCCAUACAAAAGGGGUCUCACAGAACAAGGAGUGGAAGCCUAAAUCGAUUCAGAAACCCGUUGGACAUAACCCUGGAGUAAUUGGAACACCAACAAAGUCUCAGGCUUGUCGUCCUGCUGAUAAUAUUACAAAACUGGAAUCAGAGGCUGUUAAGUUGCAAGAUAAGCUUUCACAUGUUCAUAUCAGUGAAACACAGAAUGUCAUCAUCGCAGAUCAUAUUCGCCUCCCAGAGACUGACCGAUGUCAGCUUACUUUCGGUAGCUUUGUUCAAGAGUUUAGUUCUUCAAUGAAUUCAGAACCUGCUGCUUUCCAGGAAUCAUGCUCUUCAGAAGAACUUAGAGACUCUGAUCGUAGUUCGCCAGUUACUGCUCCAGAGACUUUAGCAGAUGGUCCGGGGGUUAAGCCUAUCGAUAUUCUUGAUGAUCAUCUCAGAGUUUCUGAAUCUGACUCACGUGUAUCGGUUCCAUCUGAGCAACUGUUGCCGGAAGAGAAGGAGGCUCAUAGAUCUGACAAUUUGGACGAGUACUCGGAAAUGCUAAAAAAUUCUGACACUCUCGUCCCUUUCCAGCAGGCGUAUGGUAAUCACGGUAGUUAUGACUUCCCGUAUUUUAGUCAGACAAUGGAUGAAAACUCGCGAGGACAAGGCUUACCAUCUCAGCAGGAGCAAGCAUCAAGUACUCACAUGGUGAACAAUGCCCCUCCGUCUACGAUUCCCAUGCUGCAGCAGCAGCAACAACAACAACAACAACAACAGGGGUCAAUGCAACAGAUGUACCCGCAGGUUCAUGUUUCGCAUUUUCCUAGUCUCAUGCCUUACCGUCAGUUCGUCUCCCCAGUCUAUGUUCCACAGAUGCCCAUGCCAGGCUACUCAGGUAACCCAGCAGCAUAUGCACACCCUUCAAGUGGCAAUAGCUAUGUUCUGAUGCCUGGAGGUGGUUCACAUCCCGGUUCAAAUGGUGUUAAGUAUGGCAUCCAGCAAUUCAAGCCAGUACCAGGUGGUCCUACGGGUUUUGGGACUUACAACAGUCCUAACGGGUAUCAGAUUAAUCCUCCGAAUGUAGUUGGAAACGCCAUGGGACUUGAAGAUCCAUCUCGCAUGAAAUACAAAGAUGGAAAUAUUUACGUUCCAAACCCUCAGGCUGAGACUUCUGAGAUUUGGAUGCAGAACCCAAGAGAUCUUUCCAACCUUCAGUCUCCUCCAUAUUACAACGUAGCUGGACAAACGCCUCAUGGUGCUUAUUUACCAUCCCAUACAGCACAUCCAUCCUUCAACGCCCCUGCAGCAGCAACACAGUCAUCUCAAAUGCAGUUCCAGGGUCUCUUCCACCCGCCACAGCCUGGUACUAUGGCGAAUCUGCACCACAUGGGGCCUGGGCUUGGUGGUAAUGUCGGAGUUGGGGUUGUGCCCUCUCCUCCUUCUCAACUUGGUCAUCCGAGUUGGUCAGCAAACUUCUGAAAAAAAGAAGUCUUAACCUUCCUCUACUUGUCUAAUGGAUCAUAAUAGCUGAAAGCAAAUGCUCUGUUUUUCCUUGUGAAACGGCCAAACUCUGUUUUUUUUUUUAGUCAAAUGAAUGCAUAAAGUGUUCCCAGCUCUCAACAGUUAUCUAGUAAAUGCUCUAUCCCUG